This is a messenger RNA of Mauremys mutica (yellowpond turtle), 1628 nucleotides long. RefSeq names its product citrate synthase lysine methyltransferase (gene CSKMT). The transcript has 4 exons. Bases 576 to 1247 code for a protein of 223 amino acids. The record is from RefSeq and is a predicted model, not a curated record. Lineage: Eukaryota; Metazoa; Chordata; Testudines; Geoemydidae.
AUACCCAGCUUCAGUCACGCACCCCUACCACCUCAUACAGACUGUGCAGUCCAGCAGUAGCUGUAAGACACGUGUCCUACCUUCGUCCGGCCGCGCUGGGGAUUUGAAUUCGCAACGCGUUCUCUGAUUGGGUCGAGCCGGAUGCAGCUCUCUGAUUGGGAGGCCGGCUGGCCAGUCACAACGAAGGUGCACUAGACCACGCCCCUACCCCUGCACGUGGAGUCCCUCCCUGGCCUGCCUUAUAAGCAGCCGAGAUAGGGCGUAAGGCACAUGCGGUACGUUUCUAGAGAGAAUUUUUCGCCUGAUCUCGGGCGAAAGAUGAGGUUCCCGCAGGGCGGGAGGACUCAGCUCUACUCUUGUCGCUAGAGCGCUCUGACGCUUGGGCUUGAAACCAGACACGACAUUAUUGCAACCUUCUCUCCAGAUCUGACCUGCUGCCUCUAGGAGACCUGCUGCCUAACGAGGGGUUGGGAGUGAUUCUGCGGGUGUGAAUGUCUGCACUCUUCCUUCUGUGCCCGGGGCUGUCAGCUCCUAAGGCAGGGACCCCUCCUCUCUAAGAUGGCCUGCUCCACAGCAUGGCCCAGCCUGGCACAUGGGACCGCUUCUACACGCAACAGGACACAGCUGGCACCCCCAGCCAUUUCAACUGGUUCUUCGACUACACGGCCAUCUCUGGGCUCCUGCUCCCGGCCCUGCAGGGGUGCAACCCCCCUGAACCCAAUCCCAGCCCCAUUCGGGUGCUCGAAGUCGGCUGUGGCACUUCAGAUCUGAGCCUGGGGCUAUACCGGGAGUCCCCACACCCUGUCCACAUCUCCUGUGUGGAUGUGUCCCCUGUGGCCAUCAGGUCUCUUCGCCGGCUGGUCGAGGAGGUCCCCCCACCCCGACACCCCCUCUCCCAGCUUCACCUCCAUGUAGCUGAUGCCACUGACCUUGAAGGGGGUGACUUUGGGGAUGGUUCUUUCCACCUGGUGCUGGACAAAGGCACAUGUGAUUCACUGCUGCGCUGCGCCCAGGGGCCAGGCCAGGCCAGGCAGCUGGUGGCCGAGUGCCUCCGGGUGCUGUGCCCUGGGGGCAGCUUGCUGCAGUUUUCAGACGAGGACCCGGAUGCCAGGGUCCCUUUCCUGGAGCAGGCUGGGGGGCCUGGCGUGACAGUGCAGGAAGUCGGGCACAUUGGUGGCAUGUGCUACUAUGUCUACACGCUCUGCCGGCCGGCCCUGGAGACACCAACCACUGGGGCACUGAACUAGAAGGACACAGGAGACCCUGGCCUAUGGGGCCCUGGAUAUGGGGAUGGGGAAUCAGGGACCCCACCCAAAGGGAGUUCAGGACUCAGGGUGGGGGUUAUUAGGGACUAAGGGGAUGGUGCCUCCAGUCAGUGUGUCAGGGGACUUCCACAGCAGCAUGUGCUCAGGGUGAGGGUGCCCAAGCCAGCUGGAGAAUCAUUAAUAAAGGAAUUAGCACCUUGCUGGAGUCUGGCUCAGUACUCAAUCCCCCUACAUCUAGGGGUGGUCACCCCCAGUGUGGGCAACUCCCCCCUUGAACAGCAGCCCCCUCCUACUGCAUCAGCUGGGGGCUCCACACCCCAGAUGCAGGUGCCCAGGUAUCACUGCCUCCCUCCCCUCCCCAAA